Molecule: messenger RNA, 273 nt
Organism: Acaulospora colombiana
Lineage: Eukaryota; Fungi; Glomeromycota; Glomeromycetes; Diversisporales; Acaulosporaceae
Source: the annotation of a GenBank genome assembly
AUGGCCAGGCACCCGACGGAAACCAAAAACCAGUCGCUCGUCACCGGCUUCUCCCCUCCUCUCCUCAUGACUGUUAUGUCGCGGCGUGCCACACAUCCAUAUUGCGAUUCAAUAGAUUCAAUAGCUCAAAAAAACAUGCUCACCGUGCGGGGUGAAAGAGUGGAUGAAGACGAUGAUCUCCCGUCUAUUGGUAACCCCCACGACUUGUGGGUCGUGCCCAAAAAAAUUCUAGAUUUCAAGGAGGAUAUCAAUAAAAUGAGGUCAACCACGUGA